GAAAGGAUGGAAACGAGUUAGCUGAACGACGAGAUUGUUACCGCGCUUGUUCCUUUGUCUCUACGUGUCUUGCGUAACGAUUGUUAAUUACUGUUAAGACUAAUUUUAAAAGCUUCUCAGGUUAGUUUUGCUCUGCUGCCGUCUAACAUACGCGGAAGUUGUCAGCACAUCGCUUAAGCAGAGAUCGAGUGUGAGUGUAAAGUGUUGUGAUUGUGUGAAAAUGUGUAAAGUACAAAUGUUGAGAGCGUUGGUGAAUCAGCGACUAACUGCGGCUGUUGAAGAAAUAUUUGUAGUAAUAGAAGGAACGUUGGCAGAGUACGAGGAGGAACUUUCCCGAACAAAAGAGGAGAACGAGCGACAACGUCAACUACUGGACGCCGUUUUCAAGAAGCCUCAAGUUGAACUACACAGAGCAGAUGUCAGUGAAGAAGAUCUUCCCCCUGAGCAGCAGGAGAGGAGCUCCAGGAUGGAGCAGGAAGAGCCACAGCCCUCCCACAUUAAAGAGGAAGCGAAGGAGUCAAAGCAUCGCCACAUUAAAGAGGAAGAGGAGGGCCACAGCAUCAGUCAGGAGAGAGAGCGUCUUGAAGGACUGGAGGAGUUUCCAGUGAUUAUUGUGCCUGUAAAGAGAGAAGAUGAAGACGAAGGUGAAAGUGAGAAGAGAGAAGUGGAGCCUCCAAGCAGCAGCUCAACUCAACACAUGACAACAGAAGAAGAUGGAGACCACUGUGGAGGAUCACAAGCAGACAACCUCUUAGCUCCACUAUCAGAUAGUGACGACACAAUGUCACACUCUCAUGACACUGAUGAUGAAGACCCUAAAGUUGAUAUGACAUGUCACACUGACAACACACGCUUUAAAUGCUCUCACUGUGACAAAACUUUUAGCGACAAAAGGAAUCUGAGUAGACAUGCGAAGUAUCACACAGGAGAGAAACCAUUUAUGUGCCCAGUUUGUGGUAAAAGAUUCUUCAUAAAAUCACAUAUGAUGAGCCACGCAAGAACACACACUGGAGAAAAACCUUUCACCUGCUCAGUUUGCGGUAAAGGAUUCUUUCAGAAGUCACAUUUGAAUGAACACACAAGAGUGCACACUGGCGAGAAACCUUUUGCCUGCUCGGUUUGCCGUCAAACAUUUUCUCAAAAGUCGUCAUUGAAAAUACACAUGAGAACACACACUGGGGAGAAACCUUUUGCCUGCUCAGUAUGUGGUAAAAGGUUCAUGGAUCGGUCAAAUUGGUUGAGACACGCGCGAACGCACUCAGAAGAAAAACCGUAUUCCUGCUCAGUCUGUAAUAGAAGAUUCUCUCAAAAUGAAUAUUUAAUAGCGCACAAAAGAACACACACUGGAGAGAAACCGUUCCCCUGCUCGGUUUGCCAUGCCUACUUUCGUGCUCGUUCAACAUUGAGCAUUCAUAUGAAAACACACACCGGCGGCACUGUUUAGCGUAAUUUUUAUAUUGAUCUGAGGCGACAUUCUGUGUUCACCCUGUUGUGUAAAGUUUGUGUUGCAUGCAUUCAACGACACAUACUUGUGGUGAUUUGCAACUGGGGGUGUUUGUAUUAUGCUAUAUGAUAUGUUGUGAUUUAUAAACAAGCUUCUAGUCCUUGCAUAGUUUUUUCUUUUAAAUAUGUAAACUCAUAACAUGCAAUGCACUAUGACGUGUAUUGCAAAUGAAUAAAGUCCUGCCA
Dunckerocampus dactyliophorus (ringed pipefish) is the source of this 1689-nucleotide messenger RNA. Its product is annotated as zinc finger and SCAN domain-containing protein 2-like. NCBI's taxonomy places the organism in Eukaryota, Metazoa, Chordata, Actinopteri, Syngnathiformes, Syngnathidae. Gene Ontology annotation, biological process: regulation of transcription by RNA polymerase II. Bases 221 to 1444 code for a protein of 407 amino acids. The transcript is spliced from 2 exons. Gene Ontology annotation, molecular function: DNA-binding transcription factor activity, RNA polymerase II-specific; RNA polymerase II cis-regulatory region sequence-specific DNA binding. Gene Ontology annotation, cellular component: nucleus. The record is from RefSeq and is a predicted model, not a curated record.